Molecule: messenger RNA, 771 nt
Organism: Diatraea saccharalis (sugarcane borer)
Lineage: Eukaryota; Metazoa; Arthropoda; Insecta; Lepidoptera; Crambidae
Source: the annotation of a GenBank genome assembly
CUUUUCCGGUGUGUUUGUGAAGUGCGUGAGACGUCUGCCACAGGCUUCUUAAGAUGGGCGCGUACAGAUAUAUUCAGGAAUUAUAUCGUAAAAAGCUGAGCGAUGUUAUGCGUUUCCUCUUACGUGUCAGAGUAUGGCAAUAUCGUCAGUUGACUCGUAUGCAUCGUGCCCCAAGGCCUACUAGGCCUGACAAGGCAAGAAGAUUAGGAUACCGUGCUAAGCAAGGUUAUGUGAUCUUUAGGAUCCGCGUGCGUCGCGGUGGCCGCAAACGCCCGGUGCCAAAGGGUGCCACUUAUGGUAAACCCAAGAGUCACGGUGUAAAUCAGUUAAAACCUACACGCAACCUACAAUCCAUUGCAGAGGAAAGAGUUGGCCGUCGUUGUGGUGGGCUCCGUGUAUUGAACUCCUAUUGGGUAGCACAAGACUCUUCUUACAAAUACUUCGAAGUUAUAUUGGUUGAUCCUUCUCACAAGGCCAUUCGUCGUGACCCUAAGAUCAACUGGAUAGUGAAUGCUGUUCAUAAACAUCGUGAGAUGCGUGGUCUCACUUCGGCCGGACGCAGUUCUCGAGGUCUUGGCAAAGGCCAUCGAUACUCCCAAACCAAGGGUGGUUCCCGCCGUGCCGCAUGGAUCCGUCGCAACACGCUGCAACUGCACCGCAAGCGAUAGACAUACAACAGAAUAUGCUAUUGACUUUCUAUCUGUUUUCAUUAUUCAAUUUGUUAGUAUUCUCAGAUGGAAAGGCAAAAGACAAUACAUUUUAAUUUAACCC